AUGAGUAGCCCGGCAACAAGACCGGGACGUCCAAGGCGGCUCCUUGCAGCCUGCCAUAGAUGUCACUCGCAGAAGAUCAAAUGUUCCGGGGAGCAGCCAUGCCAGGGAUGCGUGUCUACCGGCAGGGCUGAAGCAUGCCAGUUCCCUGCGAAAGAGCGGCAAAUCCGAGUAUCAGAAAGCUAUAUCAACAAACUUGAAGAAGAGAACCGUCGGUUAAGGGCCCUCGUCAACCGGAGCCCAGCGUUAGGGAGCGAGCGUAACGUUAACCUUCAUUUGAAUGACAGCGAAGACCAAGACGAUUCGCCGCCGCUGUCUAAAGAGGAGAGUAAUUUGUUCAAUCCUCUCUUUGACAGACAGUCAGAGCAUCCCGUCCAUGAACGGUCUUUAGAACCAGGCUUCAUUGGGGAGGCAUCAUGCGCAGCUUUCAGCAACCGGCUCCUGCAGUGUCUGGACGACACCUACAUCCCAUCAACGACGGGUUUAUCUAACUAUCAUCGCCUUAACACGCGUGGUAGGCUAUCGAUGCCCCAGGGUGUUGAUCUCCCUGAGCGGAUGCACGUUAAGCUAUUGCUGAAUGUGGCGCGCCGGUUCAUUGGAAAUUACCAUCCACUUUUCCUUGAGGUUACGUUCAUGAGGGAAAUUGAUGCAGUCUACCGGAGAGAACUUAUACCGUCAAUGUUAUGGCUUUGCAAGUUUUAUGCCCUUGUGGCCUUAGGAGAGAUAUAUACGCAUAAGAGAGGAGUCGGUGAUAGUAACAGCGUUCCAGGCACAGACUACUAUAUAAGGGCAGUCCACCUGUUGCACGAAAAUCUGGAUUACUAUGAAGAGCCUUCAUUAAUGCAAGUGGAGGUUCUGACACUUUUGGCGUGGUCAUCCAACAUUCUUGGUCGUAUUAGAACCGCAUAUUGUUACAGUGGAAUAGCCACGAGACUUGCCCUAAGCUUGGGAAUGCAUAGAUCGGCCGCGAGACACACCACGUUAACACCAGUUGAGCGAGAGAGCCGCCGGCGGACAUGGUGGGUUCUCUACUUCUUCGAUCGGUUUUCCGCUUCGAAACUCGGCCAGCCCAUCGCUGUGAGAGAUGAGGACAUUGACGUCGAGAUGCCAAGCAUGGAUGGAUUGACAAAGGACGAGAUGGCCGAGUUUCUUGACCCGCGGAACCUCGUGAUUAACAUCAAGUUAGCGCGAAUCAUUGGAAAUAUCCUAACCCAAAUUUAUGGCAUACCGAAGGCCACAAAGGGGCUUUAUAUAAAUCAAGUGCAUAGUAUAUUAAAACAACUUCGUGCGUGGCACGAUGAGUUGCCAUCUGAAAUGCGCGUCAAAGAGCGAGGCACUGCUCGCCCGGUAGCAAGUCUCCAUCUUGCGUAUAACCAAUGCAUCAUCCAGACCACCCGCCCCGUCCUUCUUCACCUCUUCAAAAUGCAAUUCCAACUAGGUUCUAGAACUAGAGAGGACGUGGCACCGCGACAGAGUGCCUCAUCUAUCACUCUUGCACUGGCCGAGAGUUGUGUCAACGCAGCACAGGCAUCAAGCCAUAUUGUCGAGAGCCUAUUUCUAGAUGGUUCGAUCGCUACAUUUGGAUACUGGGAUGCCCAUCACAUAUUUUCAGCGGCAAUGAUCCUUAUCAUGUCAGCCAUGAUGAAGCCAACUGCCGUCAACUCCGAUCAUCUUGAGACAUUACUCAGCGCGCUCCGGUCGUUGAAGAACGACGGAAACAUCCCUGCAGUCGAUUUCUGCGAGAGAUUGUCGCACAUCCAGGCGCGAGUAUCCACCUUACGAGCAAUGGGCCGUUUUGACGCGGUAGGGAUUGACAUCCCCCCUGCGAGAGCACAUCCAGUGGCUAGUGGAAUGGGAGGACCUUCAGAUGUCACGACAGCCCAGGAACAGUUAUUCCAUACCCCAACGAGUAUAGAGAAUGGAGUAGAGGGGGCAGGAGCGCUCAAUUAUGACAAUAUUGACGUCCUUGCAAACCCCUUGAUCGGCAGCUUCUUAGACGGAACCCAGGUGCAGUGGAUGGACACUGUCUUCUCCGAGGACGGGACGCUGAAAGAUUUUGCUUCCGAGAUUGAAGAACAGUUUCUAUUUGGAUUUUAA
Messenger RNA from Aspergillus puulaauensis, 2094 nucleotides. Its product is annotated as Zn(II)2Cys6 transcription factor. Gene Ontology annotation, cellular component: nucleus. The record is from RefSeq and is a predicted model, not a curated record. Gene Ontology annotation, molecular function: zinc ion binding; sequence-specific DNA binding; DNA-binding transcription factor activity, RNA polymerase II-specific. NCBI's taxonomy places the organism in Eukaryota, Fungi, Ascomycota, Eurotiomycetes, Eurotiales, Aspergillaceae. The coding region runs from base 1 to 2094 and encodes 697 amino acids. Gene Ontology annotation, biological process: positive regulation of transcription by RNA polymerase II; DNA-templated transcription. The transcript has 5 exons.